AUGCAUGGCGGAAAUGAAAUGAGGCACGCCAGCGGCGCUACCGAGGAUGAUCAGGAUAUUGCACUGACGAGCAACGCCGGAAGCCAGGGUCACGCAUGGCAAGAUGAUGCACAGCGUGAGCAAUCGGGCGGACACGACGCGCCGGAAGAACAUGGCAAACCAGACAAGAUGGCCGUGGAUCCCGUUGCGCAUAGCCCCAGCAAGAGUCGGGCGAGAGAAGGCAAGAGCUUGGAGGAGAGACAAUCGGUCGAAUACGACGCGCCGGAAGACUAUAACAAUCUCGACGAGCUGAUUGCGGACCCCGUUGCUCACAAAUCCCCUAGGAGGAGUCGCGAGGGGAGGGGCGAGAGUCUGGAGGAGAUGCGAUCGCCUCGAGGAGAGGACUACCGACCAACCUCUGAUCUGGAGAUGCAAGACACAACCCCCGACGAGCAAGACGAGCCCGAUACAGCCACGUCCAAAACGUCUGCGCGCGUCUCCAGACUGGCGACGGAGGUGUACACGCUUUCCUACCUCGUAUUCUUUGCUAUAUUCGGAACGAUUGCCCGUCUUGGACUCCAGGCUCUGACACUGUAUCCCGACGCGCCAGUCUCUUUUGGCGUGCUCUGGGCUAAUGUCGGUGGCAGUCUGAUCAUGGGCUUCCUGAUAGAAGACCGCAAGUUGUUCAAGCAGGAAUGGGGCACGGCCAAGUACCAUAAUGAGAUUAUCAAAGCGCGGCGGGAAGGGCGAAAAGACAGCAACGUGUCUGACAACCUCGCGGCCGCGAAGAAGGCGCAUCUCGCGACCAAGAAGACGAUCCCGCUCUACAUUGGCCUCUCCACGGGCUUUUGCGGUUCCUUCACGUCCUUCUCGUCUUGGAUACGCGACAUCUUCCUCGCCAUGGUCAACGACCUCCCCCGCGCCGGCGGGGCCACCCCCGAAGCGCGGACCGGCGGCCAGUCCUUCAUGGCCAUGAUGGCCAUCCUCCUUUGCACCGUCGCCCUCAGCCUGUCGGCCCUCAUCGUCGGCGCCCACCUCGCCAUCGCCCUCGAGGGCGUCACCCCAUCCAUCCCCUACCUGCUCGGUCGAAAAGUCAUGGACCGCUGCGCCGUCCUCUUUGGCUGGGGCUCCUGGCUCGGCGCGGUGCUCCUCGCCAUCUGGCCGCCGCACGACGCCUGGCGCGGCCGCGUCCUCUUCUCCAUCGUCUUCGCGCCGCUGGGCUGCCUCGCGCGCUUCUACGCCAGUCUGUUGCUCAACGCCAAGGUCCCGGCGUUCCCGAUGGGUACCUUUACGGUCAACAUUGCCGGGGUCGCCGUGCUGGGCAUGUGCUGGGACCUGGCGCACGCGGAGCUGGGCGGCGUUGUCGGGUGCCAGGUGCUGCAGGGCGUCGAGGAUGGGUUCUGCGGGUGCUUGACGACCGUCUCGACGUGGGUUGCUGAGUUGACGGCGCUGCGGCGUACGCAUGCGUACGUUUACGGCUCGGUCAGUGUCGUGGUGGGGUUUGCGGUGAUGGUCAUCGUCAUGGGUUCCCAGAAGUGGACAGACGGAUUUGCACCGUUAAUGUGUACUCAUUGA
Colletotrichum orchidophilum is the source of this 1554-nucleotide messenger RNA. RefSeq lists its product as uncharacterized. Gene Ontology annotation, molecular function: fluoride transmembrane transporter activity. The transcript has a single exon. The record is from RefSeq and is a predicted model, not a curated record. Bases 1 to 1554 code for a protein of 517 amino acids. NCBI's taxonomy places the organism in Eukaryota, Fungi, Ascomycota, Sordariomycetes, Glomerellales, Glomerellaceae. Gene Ontology annotation, biological process: fluoride transmembrane transport. Gene Ontology annotation, cellular component: membrane.